Molecule: messenger RNA, 2527 nt
Organism: Procambarus clarkii (red swamp crayfish)
Lineage: Eukaryota; Metazoa; Arthropoda; Malacostraca; Decapoda; Cambaridae
Source: RefSeq, a predicted model, not a curated record
GACGUAUCUGUGACGUCAUGGAGUUUAUUCCAGGGAGGAUUUUGGACGGUAGAGUCAGUCGCCCUGGCGGAGGUGGAGCGUACACACGUACAGGUCGUGUAGGUCCUGUGGCCUCCCUCCUGUGUCGCCUGGGCUUGUAGAUCAUUACGCGGUCAUCUUCGAUAGCUUGGAAGAUGUCGGAGGCUCGGGGGAACAGGGAAUGUGUUGACCCACCGGGUGUUGUGUAUGUUAUGGACACGUUGCUUCAGCGGCAGAGAGAGAUUGUUGCCAAAAAUUAUGUUGCCACACAAGUUAUCCAGUACUUGCAAUCCAAGUUUGACUUGAAGUCUGCAUCAUUUCUCAGUGAAGCUAAAUUUCAAUUAGUUGGCAGUGCAGCUGAGGGCCUUGUGACUUCUUCCAAAGAUGACAAAGAUAUUCUUUUAAUUCUUGGUCCUCCUUACACGCCAGAGUAUUUCAAGUUUGUGCAUGAAGCGCAUGGAAGAUACUUUAUGCAGUGGAAUAAACAGAAAUGGAAGGGAGGCAAACCACGCUAUGUCACCGAGAAGGGAUAUCUUGCUACAACCGAUCUCCGAAACCAUGUGAAUUCAUGUGUACGAUCGGCAUUAGAAGGUGCAACAAUAACACAGAUGAAGGUGGCCCGAGUGCAUGUUUGGAAGCAAACAGUUAGGGCCUGCCUGAAAGAUGAGGAAGACAAUGGAACACAAUACAUUGUUGAUGUCAUUCCACAGAUCAUGGGGAACACGUGGAAAAAGACAGACGGAGUAGUGUCGUGGGCAAAUCUGGAACCUGAAUUACAGAGGACGAUCACCGAUAUUGAAGCAUCUGGAAACUCUGCAGUACUCUAUUCCCUCUUUGGUGCAGUGUCUACAUCUCCUUUCUCACUCACUUCAAAUUAUUCUCUAUUAGAAAAGGAAUUUUUUAUAAAAAAUGAAGACCUGCGUAAUGCAGUAAUUUUAGCAAAGUUAAUUCUUUCUGGUCAACGGUGGAAGAGCAAGUAUGGUUUCAAGACUGCACAUCUUAAGCGAGUUGCCUUGGGGAACAUUACAUCUUUCAGCCACCUCACACCCUGGCAAGGUAUGCAUCACCUGUUUCAACUGGUGAUGUCGCAACUACAAGCUGGCUACCUGGACGGCUUCCCAGACCUGCACUGUGAUCUCUUCUGGCAUAAAAAUGAUGAAGAUUGUCAAUAUUUAUCAAAGAUGAUUGCAAAUGUAAUGCUGACCCUUGACCCAAAAUUUCUUUCUAAUUACCUAUAAAGUCAGAAAGGGUAAAGUUACAGUAUCUGUAUAUAGAUUACAGUGCAUAUUUUUAUUUAAGACUUGCUGUAGUUUGCAAAGUAUUGUAUAUGAAAUACAGUAAUCUACAGGUAAUUAGUUUUAAAAGACAAGAUUAUAUUUGGAUUGAGCUCCAAACAGAAUUAUGCGUGUCAGUUUCCUGUUUUGAUAGAAAAAGUAAUUACCCAGUAUAAUCUAAUUUUAAGUACAGUUAAUACAAAUUAAUCAUUUAUGCAUCGUCCAUAUUUCAAAUCUAUUUUCAUCAAAUUUGAAAAGUUGUUUAGGUAUUGUAUGUGGAUAAGUCUUGUAAAAUAAUUUUUUAAUAAUUCAAUGUGGUACAUUUUAUUGUGAUUAUUACAUGUUGCAAUUAUCUAGUUAUCAAGGGAAUUUUUAGUUGCCAUGUUUCAAAUGGCUUAUAAUUUGUUUUAUUACAUAAUAAUGCAAUUUCGCUAAGUCCAGUGAGCCCUGUAGCUUGUAGGUAGCUUGUGUCGUGGUGUGUUCCAAUCUCCUUUAAUAAUGCAACCUCUUCUCUUAAAUUUGAUUUAGUUAUUGUGGCAAAUUAUCCAGCCAGAUACGAAAGAUGAUCAGGCAACUCCUCUAACCUCUUGAGGCUGAUAAAGACGUUCAGUAUUAUGAUGCUUAAUUUUUUACAGAUUUUUUCUUAUUUUUAACGUAUUGGUCAAUACUUUUUUUUUUUUUAAUUUUCAUUGAGCACUGGCUUUUAAUUUCAGUUAUUGAAGCAUUAGAGUUGAAUAAGCAUUGAAGCUGUAUGAUGAAAUGGAACUCGCGCCCCUGGCCAUGUCGGGUGUACACACCAUUGUGUAUCAGAUGUGAGCAGGAGGUGCAGGCUAAAUUGCCGCAUGGCCUCAAUAUUUGUUCAUUGUUUAAUAAUGUCAUUUUCAUUCUUAGUCAUUUCCUGGUAAACUGUGCUGAUUUGUUUGUCCAUUUGCAUUGGUGAAUAAUGCACACCCAGAUUUUAAGUUGGAAAAAGAUCAUGUAAAGUAGUUUUUAGUAAUUUAUGGUAAAUGCCAUAUUUCUGGCAGAUAGGAUACAGAUAGGUGCAAGUGCCUAGCUAGUAUGGUGAAAGUCUUGAAAAAAAUAAACAUAAUGACCCCUAUUUUACGCUGAUGUCUUGUGUGCUUAAAAUCUAGUAUUUUACCAUAAAUAGGGCUCAAAGGACUUCAGCUUCUAUCAGUUCUUUUAAAGUAUCAUUAACUUUGUGAAUAUACAAUAAACUUUGAAUAUCAUGUUCA